UCUUCGGAUAAGCACAACUACAUCUAUCCCGUCCCGCCGUUCAAGCAUAACGUGACAGAAAAAGUGGCCCAAGUUUUAUCCCUUGGAGACGACGUUUUGCCAGAAUACAAACUACAAAUUCCGAGAGCCCAACAUUUAACCAUCCUACAUUAUUCCCCAUUCAAAGCCAUGUGGGAUUGGAUCAUUCUCAUUCUCGUCUUGUACACAGCAAUAUGCACACCCUACGUUGCAGCUUUCCUACUGAGUGACAACGAGAAAAGAAAAUUAAGCGGAAGCGCUCUUGAGCGAUAUAAGCAAAAGGAUCCGCUGACAAUAAUCGACCUGAUCGUGGACAUCAUGUUUAUAAUUGACAUUUUCAUCAACUUCAGGACGACCUAUGUUAAUAAGAACGAAGAAGUCAUUACAAACGCAGGCAAAAUAGCAAUUCAUUAUUUCAAAGGUUGGUUUAUAAUUGACAUGGUGGCAGCCAUUCCCUUUGAUCUUUUGCUUUUUGGAUCGAAUACAGACGAAACAACAACCCUUAUUGGUUUAUUAAAAACAGCGAGACUCUUACGACUAGUCAGAGUAGCUCGCAAACUGGAUAGAUAUUCCGAAUAUGGAGCUGCUGUGCUAGUUUUGUUGAUGGCAACAUUUGCUCUAAUUGCGCAUUGGUUGGCGUGCAUUUGGUAUGCCAUAGGAAAUAUAGAAAGAUCAGAUUCCAACGGUCCUAGGAUUGGUUGGUUGGAUGAGUUGGCUAAAACAACAAAUCAGCCUUACAGUAAUGAAACGCUAAGUGGUCCAAGCCUCCAAUCGAAAUACAUAACGGCUUUGUAUUUUACGUUCAGCAGUUUGACGAGUGUUGGUUUCGGAAAUGUGUCACCAAACACAAAUUCAGAAAAAGUUUUUAGUAUCUGCGUCAUGCUCAUUGGAUCUUUGAUGUAUGCAAGCAUAUUUGGAAAUGUAAGCGCCAUAAUCCAACGUCUCUACUCUGGCACGGCCAGGUACCAUACGCAAAUGCAGAAGGUCAAAGAAUUCAUCAGGUUCCAUCAGAUACCAAAUCCUCUGAGACAGAGAUUGGAGGAGUAUUUCCAGCAUGCUUGGUCUUAUACCAACGGCAUCGAUAUGAAUAUGGUUCUCAAAGGCUUUCCAGACUGCUUGCAGGCCGACAUAUGCUUGCACUUGAACAGAGUUUUACUGCAGAACUCCCCGGCGUUUAAAGGAGCAAGUCCAGGGUGUCUGAGAGCCUUCUCGAUGAAAUUCAAAACAACCCAUGCCCCUCCCGGCGACACCUUGGUGCACAGAGGGGACAUCCUUGAUGCAUUGUAUUUUGUGUCCAGGGGGUCUAUUGAAGUCUUGAAGGAUGAUGUCGUUGUUGCAAUAUUAGGAAAGGAUGAUGUCUUUGGAGAGAAUGUCUGCAAGCAUGAGACAGUUGGAAAAUCGAGUUGCAAUGUUCGAUCGUUAACCUACUGCGAUCUUCACAAGAUACACAGAGAUGACCUGCUGGACGUGUUAGAAAUGUAUUCCGAGUUUGCAGAACGUUUUGUAAAAAAUAUAGAAAUUACCUUUGAUCUACGAGAUGUAAGUAGUUUCUUUGUCAAAACUCAGAAUCGAUAUAAUAUUUCUCUAUUUUACUCUACUAAAUAUUUUUCUUUAGGAAGAGAUAUGUUCGGACCACUUAUUUGA
Molecule: messenger RNA, 1662 nt
Organism: Helobdella robusta
Lineage: Eukaryota; Metazoa; Annelida; Clitellata; Rhynchobdellida; Glossiphoniidae
Exons: 10
Biological process (GO): potassium ion transmembrane transport; membrane repolarization during action potential
Cellular component (GO): membrane
Molecular function (GO): inward rectifier potassium channel activity
Source: RefSeq, a predicted model, not a curated record